GGCGGACCCGGCCUCCGCCUCUCAGUCCGCGGAGCGCGCCGGCGGCCACCUGGGCUCGCGGCGGCCGGAUCGCGGCGGAGGCGGGAGAGGGGCCCCGACGCCAGGUGCCGGGAGCCGCGGGGCGCGUGGCCGGCCGGAGGAUGCGGGAGCGCAUCUGGGCGCCGCUGCCGCUGCCGCUGCCGCUGCCGCCGCUGCUGCUGCUGCUGCUGCCGCUGCUCCCGCCGCCGCUGUGGGGCGGCCCCGCGGACAGCCCGCGCCCGGAGGCGCAGCGCGAGCCCGGGCCCCUGCAGCCCUUCGACCUGCUCUACGCCAGCGGCGUGGCCGCCUACUACAGCGAGGACUACGAGCGAGCCGUGCGCGACCUGGAAGCGGCGCUGCGCAGCCACCGGCGCCUGCGGGAGGUCCGCGCGCUCUGCGCCCGCCGCUGCGCCGCCCGCAGCCCGCUCGCGCCCCCCGGCGCCGGCCCCGCGGCCGAGCUGCCCUUCUUCCGCGCGCUGCUGGAGCGCGCCCGCUGCGCCCGCCGCUGCCAGGCCGAGCGCCUCGGGGGCCCCGCGUCCCGCCACCGCGUCAGCGACGAUGUGCGCAGCGACUUCCAGCGCAGAGUGCCCUACAACUACCUGCAGCGGGCCUACAUCAAGCUUAACCAGCUGGAAAAGGCAGUGGAAGCAGCCCACACAUUUUUCAUGGCCAACCCUGAGCAUAUGGAAAUGCAGCAGAACAUCGAGAAUUACAGAACAAUGGCCGGCGUCGAAGUGCUCCAGUUGGUAGAUCUAGAAGCCAAACCACAUCUGGAAAGUUACAGUGCAGGAGUUAAAUAUUAUGAGGCUGAUGACUUUGAGCUGGCUAUCAAGUACUUUGAACAAGCUUUAAGAGAAUAUUUCAAUGAAGAUAUGGAGUGCAGAGCCCUGUGUGAGGGGCCUCAGAGAUUUGAAGAGUAUGAGUACUUAGGGUACAAAGCUGGUCUCUAUGAAGCCAUUGCAGAUCACUACAUGCAGGUGCUGGUUUGUCAGCAUGAGUGUGUGAGGGAACUUGCCACUCGCCCCGGCCGCCUCUCUCCAAUCGAGAACUUUCUUCCCCUGCAUUAUGACUACCUACAGUUCGCCUACUAUCGAGUUGGUGAAUAUGUGAAAGCCUUGGAGUGUGCCAAGGCCUAUCUUCUCCUCCAUCCAGAUGAUGAGGAUGUCCUAGACAACGUGGAUUACUACGAGGGUCUGCUGGAUGACAGCAGUGACCCAGCAUCCAUUGAGGCCCGAGAGGAUUUGGCAAUGUUUGUGAAGCGUCAUAAAUUGGAAUCAGAACUAAUAAAAUCAGCUGCAGAGGGUCUGGGAUUUUCAUACACUGAACCGAAUUAUUGGAUCCGAUACGGAGGACGACAUGACGAGAAUCGGGUCCCUUCAGGAGUGAACGUGGAGGGGCCAGAAGUUCAUGGAUUGUCCGUGGGGAAAAAGUCAUCACCCAAGAUAGAUCGAGACUUAAGAGAGGGUGGCCCUCUGCUCUAUGAGAACAUCACAUUUGUCUAUAACUCGGAGCAGCUGAAUGGGACUCAGCGGGUUCUCCUGGAUAACGUCCUGUCAGAAGAACAGUGCCGGGAGCUCCACAGCGUGGCCAGUGGAAUCAUGCUUGUUGGUGAUGGAUAUAGAGGAAAGACUUCACCCCAUACACCCAAUGAAAAGUUUGAAGGUGCAACUGUCCUGAAAGCUCUCAAAUUUGGUUAUGAAGGCCGAGUCCCGCUGAAGAGUGCCCGUCUGUUUUAUGACAUCAGCGAGAAGGCUCGAAAGAUUGUAGAAUCCUAUUUCAUGCUGAACUCAACCCUGUAUUUUUCCUAUACACACAUGGUCUGCCGCACCGCCCUGUCUGGUCAGCAGGAUAGAAGAACUGACCUCAGUCACCCCAUCCAUGCUGACAACUGCCUGUUGGAUCCUGAGGCCAAUGAGUGCUGGAAGGAGCCUCCCGCUUACACAUUCCGGGACUAUAGUGCUCUCCUGUAUAUGAAUGAUGACUUCGAAGGAGGAGAAUUCAUUUUCACUGAGAUGGAUGCCAAGACUGUGACCGCCUCUAUCAAACCAAAGUGUGGGCGUAUGAUCAGUUUCUCAUCUGGAGGAGAGAACCCUCAUGGAGUGAAGGCAGUCACCAAGGGCCAGAGGUGUGCUGUGGCUCUGUGGUUUACCUUGAACCCACUUUAUAGAGAAUUGGAGCGAAUACAGGCCGACGAGGUGAUCGCCAUCCUCGAUCAGGAGCAGCAGGGGAAGCACGAGCCGCCUAUCAACCCCAAAGACGAGCUAUGAACAUGAGGGAAAGAAAAGUUCUAUCAGAUAUUUAUUUAAAUUGUUAAUCUUAUGAGAACCUUUUUAUUUUUGUACAGAGCCGUGGUAUAAGUUAACAGGUUAAGCUGACUCCUCUGAUCCCCCUUCUGUUCCUGAGGAUGCUCGCUUUGCCCCACUCGGGCUGUCCGUCUUGGUUUCUCAUCAGGUCCACGCACACGCACACAUGCACACACACACACACACACACACACACACACACACACACACACACACUCGGGCCCUGCGUUUGCUGCAGAUCCGAAAGCUCAAGCAGAAAGAAUCAGUUUGUUGGCAAAACUACACGUCUCGUGCGGCUCCAGCUAUAAAGGCAGCGUGUGGUGUGGACCCAGAGGCCUUCCUGGCCCCUUGGGUGACACCGCCUCGCAGGGCUGGGGGCUGAGCUGGAGUCCACAGCGGGGUCCGCACUGCCCCCCGGGGUGAGGAGCGCUGCAGGAGACGGGGUCCCCACCUCUGCAGGGCCCUGGCGUGGGGACUGGCUCUGGUGCCCUCACCUGAGAACACACCUCACCUACAUGGGAGCUUUGAUUCAUCGUCCACAGUGCUCCGGACAGGACUGCCCUGAGCCUUGGGUCUUUGAAAAGAGUGGGUCAGGGGGUGGAAGGAGCGUGACCCUUCACCCCUGUGCCUUGGGAAGAACAUCCCCAGCCCCGCCUGGAGCAGGGAACCAGCGCCGCAAGCCCGAGUGUGGGGCCCAGUGGGGUGAAGGGUACGAAAAAUGGAUUUCUGACUGAUUCCAGCCUUCCACUGCGUGUGUUUUGGGGUUCCCUCAUCUCGCUGCUAUCCAGUUCACAGAUCCGUGCUUGUGUCUGAUUGUUUAAUACAGGGAGCCUUACUCUAACAUCUGGCAUUUAUGGUUUCUUCUCCCGAAUGUUUGGUGUGGCUUCAGGUAAUGGGUGUGUGGUGGUGGCGGCGGGGGGUGCAGCCCAGGGACAACACUGGGCCAUGACUAGUUUGCUGGCAGGGGCUUCAGGACCACAAGGAAAGUGGAAGCAGUGCUGUUGAAGGAACAGAAAUGGUUUGCAGAGGUGUCGGUCCAGAGGACGUCUGGCCCUUGGCCGGAAUUCUGCGGAAACCCUGCAAAGACACUGUUUGCAGUGGGGCUGGGGUGGUUCUAGCCCAGGGAAGCCGGUGCCACUAGCCAGUGGGAGGUCACCUGCCUUGGUCAUGGGCACGGGUAGGGAUAGUCAUUCCUAAGAAAACCAGCAGAUCACAACAUUUUCUGAAAAAUCUCAUUUAUUUUUUUCCAUUAAUGAUCUUGGUUAAUGGUAAGCUCAUUCAUCCUUUGAGCCUGGAAAACUGAGUCAUCGUGACUUAUGUGCCAUCUCUUCUCCACCCAGCCUUCAGCUGGAAGAGUGGAAGGAGCAUCAGAUUUAUAAUCCCAGCUGGAUCGACGAUGCCCUGCUGUGUGACCUGCAGCCACCGUCUUUCCCUUUCUGGGCUUCGGCUUCCUUUUCUGAAAAUGAUGUCAUUGGUUAUGAUUGUUUCCAAAAGGCCCUCCCGCCUCUUGCUCUAAAUACAAAACCAAGCAAAUAAAAGUCAAAAACAAAGCUGACUUUAGAAAGGUUCACAGAUGCAACCAAAGUUACUUCUACAAACAUUUGGAGCAUUUGUGAAUGGGUUCAUUAAUGUGUAUCUGUGAUUUGAAAACUCUAAACCCAAUUUUUGGGCUAAAGCUUCCUGAGCUUUGAAAAGGUAGGUUUCUGUUUGUUUGCCUUUUCACCGAGAAGUGUUUGCUGGCACUCCGAUGUGCUGGUAGGGGAAGCUGGGCAAGAUCUAGUUUCUGUUUUCUGGCAACGAGGUGUCAACAAAGAAAGCCGUCUUUGGUGCCUUGUAGUUCCCGCUUCCUGGGUGCUGUGCGAGCUCCAGGAGAGGCAGGGACUCUGGCACACAGGUCAGGUUUCUGCCCCACAGAAAGUGGGGGACAGCCUCCAUCCAUGGUGUGUGGAUUCACAUCUUAUGCCGUUUGCUGACUGCACAGGGUAGUGAUUCCUGUUUUUCAGGUUGCCCGUGUUGUUUUACACCUGGAACAUUGUGUAUCCACUAAAGCAUUUAUUUUUUUUUUUAAUCUGCUCCACAUCAAACCAUACAUAAUGUUUAUUCCGAUAGUUAGGGAGUGUCAUCCGAUGACUUGAAGCAGAUCUGAGCCAGGGCAGCCGAGUCGCGUUCUGUGACAAUGCCUGGCCAGGGGCCUGUGGGUGCUGGAUCCUGGCGCAGGGCGGCGUCCGGGAAGGGGUGCCUGUUUCGAUGUGGCCAGAGAAGGUGUUUGCUCCCGAUCUAUGGGCCUGGAGGGCUGUGUCUGUGUGACCGGGUGACUUUCUCUGAUCACUCAGCAGUGCCGUAUGUGCUGGAGACAGCCCAGGCUGAAAGGCCCACUUUUUCUGACCUCACGUCCAGGCCUCUUCAGCUCCACCACCUGGGGAACGACCACUUACCUGGUGACCAUCCCUCCCUUGGAUGAAAAGCCUGCACUUUUACAAAGCUUUUGUUUUCACCCUCUCCUGGCGCUGGAUGCUGAGGACACGGAGCCUGCUCGCACACCAGUCCUCCUGGAGGUGUCACAGGCCCUGAUGCCCACUUUCCAGAUGAGGGAACGGACAGCAGUGAAGGGAAAUUGGAGCCUGCGAUCACUCAGCUUGGAAUGUCUGAGUCCCAGGAGCAGGGUAGGGGGCAGGUAGAAACAGGUACCAGGGUGGUUUGCUCCCUAGGCCAUGCUUCCAGGCGUAUUAAAUUUAAAGUAAUACAUUAACAUGAAGAGAAAAGUCAGAUUUUUAUAAAAUUUGAACGUUUGCUCCUCUGUUCCUUUCUUGCUGAGUGAUAUGUGAAGGCGUAGUUCCCCUUCUCUCCUCAGAGAUGUAGCAAAUGCAGGUUGUGUAGUUCAGUUAGAUCAGCCCCACUUUGGGUGCCUGGGUGGCUCCGUGGUUGAGCAGCCGCCUUUGGCCCAGGUCCUGCUCCUGGGGUCCUGGGAUCAAGUCCCACAUUGUGCUCUCUGUGAGGAGCCUGCUUCUCCCUCUGCCUGUGUCUCUGCCUCCCUCUGUGUCUCUCAUGAAUAAAUACAUAAAAUCUUAAAAAAAAAAAAGAUGAACCCCAUUUUCAGAAAAAUACUGUGUCCCAGGCACUGCCUUCAUGAAGCUCACAAAAGGAAAGAGAGUUUUGGUCAGGUGUCUCUUUUUCCUCUUUCUUCAACCCAGAGAGAAUCGUGAACAUAAAUUUCUUCUUGAGGAGACACUGGCAUGGGACAGAGUGAUAUUCUUGGGUGUGCAAGGUGCUUUCUUUAGAGCCCUGGAUAUAGAUUGUUUGACAAGAAAUCUUAGUUUUAAUGCAGCCUUCAUCAUUACUGUGCACAUAGCGUGUUUUGGCACUUAUUCAGCUGAGGAGAAGCCAUGGAAUGAGUCACUACCAUUUAAUAAUAUAGACCUGUGAAUUUUAAUUGAAGUACAAAUGCUGAAUUAUUUCACCUAAGACAGCCACAGGCAACAACUCCCUCACUGACGUCAAGGGUGGAGGUAAUGGGGGCCACCUCACCGAUUCCUUAUGCCAAAUAAUGAAACAUUCUGAGGUGACUGGCAGUGCUAUGGCUGAGAAGUGGGGAAAAGUUGAACUGUUCCCACAUCCAGAGCUCCUCAGGGAGACAGGAGCCAUUUGGCAAAAACUCCAAACCACAAGUUAGAUUCGGGCCCCUGGUUGCGAUCCCUCUCUUCCUCCUGCCAAGAAGCCUACGAUGUGAAAUGACCCCCCACCUAGUGCCACAGCCCACCCGCAGAUCCCCUGCUCUUCAGAUAAUCUGAUGUUUCUACCAUGAGACAUAAGCUGUUUUUUUUUUUUUUUUGGGGGGGGGGGCCUGGUUGAUUUCUUCAGACAUACUGAGACAUGUAACAUCAACCACCCUUGGAGCUCACUGCAGGGUUGGAGCUGCAGACUCAUGCUGUCAGACCUUCCCCUUCACCUCUGGUCCCUGGAAAAUCACCGUGUUCUCUGUACCCCCUGCUGACCUCUGAAGCCAAACAACAUCAAGUCCCAAUGCUUGCUCUGCAUUGGAUGGCAUCAACCACAUAAAAAAUUGGCGUGGUGAACCACCUCUGCCUUCAAAAAUCUUACUAAGGGCUCACAAAAAUAACCAAACAAGAUGUUCUUGCCCUCUCUUUUCCUGCCACGCAUUGCUAGGAGGAGAAGCUGAAUGCUCCUUUCAUUCAAUAUACAGCACACCUUUUCUAGCCACUUGAUUGGAUGUCCCUGAGAGGAGGGGGAUCACGAGGUGACAAAAGCAGAGUUUGAGAGUUUGAGAGCCUUUCCAGUUUAUGGGUCAUUCUCAUCAGUCAUCUGUUCUGGAAAGGCCACCCACCUGCUUUCUUCAUUCCAGUCUCCAUUUCAACAGUGAACUGGGUGUUCUCCAUCUAUCUGGGAACUCUUGCCCUUGGCCCCUCUCAUCGGACUUAGAGGACUUCCCUCUUGAUGGCAGUCUGAUGGCAUAGGCUUCGGAAACCCUACCCAGCUCCGAGUUAAACCCUCCCGUCUUCCAACUUGACGUUUCUACCUCCGAAUUACUACCUGAUGGUAGGCGGGGGUAGAAAUGAGAACCAGGGAAGAGGUAUUACCUGCUAUGUCUCAUCUUUUUCCACUUGUAAAUCAUCCAUCCCAUUGUUCAAAGGGUUGUAAUCAUGGUUGGCAUUUAUAAAGCUUUUUUUAUGGUCUCGAAGCACUUGGCAAUCCUAUGUAACUACACAAUUAUCUUGAGAGACACAUCAGUGCAAUCUUCCUUUUGUAAGCAGGGAAAAUGAGCACUCGCAGCAGAGGUUCUGGUAGAGCUCUGGUCACUCAUGAAUUCAUUAAUCAGUUUUUGAGUGGCUACUCCACAGUGGGUUUAAGGAGGUAUUCAAAAAUUACUAAGGUUUCAUCCCUCCCUUUGAAGAAUUCAAAGUAAAGUAGGAAAAAAAAAUAGAUGUGAACUAAUGAAACAAUUAAAAAAAAAAGCAGUGUGAAGGGAGAGAAGGGAGUGGUUGCAAAGAGAGAGAGCUUCACAAGAAAAGGUUAAGCUGGGUCUUGAGUGCUGGCUCUGCCCCCCAAGCAGAAAGGAGCAUGUGACAUCUCAUUUGACCACAGUGUCCUCCACUGAAAAAGUACAGGAUUUGAGGGGCACCUGGAUGGCUCAGUGGUUGAGCAUCUGCGUUUGUGAUUCGGGUUGUGAUCUGGGGGUCCCGGGAUCGAGUCCCAUAUCGGGCUCCCUGCACGGAGCCUGCUUCUCCCUCUGCCUGUGUCUCUGCCUCUCUCUGUCUCUCAUGAAUAAAUAAAAUCUUAAAGAAAAAAAAAAGUAUGAGAUUUAACCUGGAUGGUUUCUUGGGUUCUGAAACGUUAAGCUGUCAGGAAGAGAAUUCAUAUAAAAGUUGUUCUGGAGGGGGGCAGAAGGGGAUCUUAACUGUGGAUCUGCCUGGGAAAGCACUUUAAUGAAUGCUGUGAAAAUCCAAAUAAAUACCAGUUUAAAAGGAAGUU
Messenger RNA from Nyctereutes procyonoides (raccoon dog), 7808 nucleotides. It is a transcript of the gene P3H2, whose product is annotated as prolyl 3-hydroxylase 2. Gene Ontology annotation, cellular component: endoplasmic reticulum. The record is from RefSeq and is a predicted model, not a curated record. The transcript is spliced from 15 exons. Lineage: Eukaryota; Metazoa; Chordata; Mammalia; Carnivora; Canidae. Gene Ontology annotation, molecular function: protein binding; iron ion binding; L-ascorbic acid binding. The coding region runs from base 141 to 2285 and encodes 714 amino acids. Gene Ontology annotation, biological process: collagen metabolic process.